Lodderomyces parapsilosis is the source of this 531-nucleotide messenger RNA. Its product is annotated as mitochondrial 54S ribosomal protein mL58. The coding region runs from base 1 to 531 and encodes 176 amino acids. Gene Ontology annotation, cellular component: mitochondrial large ribosomal subunit. The record is from RefSeq and is a predicted model, not a curated record. The transcript has a single exon. Lineage: Eukaryota; Fungi; Ascomycota; Pichiomycetes; Serinales; Debaryomycetaceae. Gene Ontology annotation, molecular function: structural constituent of ribosome.
AUGAUAAGACUGUCAAUACGCAAGGUGCAUCACGCAUCCAAGGAAAUACCAUAUCAAGCUGUGCCCCGAGGUAAAUACAACCCCAAAAGAUCAGCAUUCAAUUUCAAACCCAAGCCAAUAGACGGGCUAGUACACAAUCCACCUGCUGCUAUAAUAAACCCAUCAAUGCAAACCCCAUACAUAUUCCUUCCACCAAACGACCCUAGGCGAGAGCUCGCGAAACAGUAUCGACUUUCUGAAGAUGUUGUUGCUGACAUGCCGGUAAUAAGAGCAUUCAAAGCACCACAUGAGAGAGAAUACACUGUGACAAAAGAAGUUGUUGAUCAAAUCAAACAAUUGAGAAACGAAGAUCCCGAACGUUGGAAUCUCAAAGAGCUCAGCAAGAAGUUUGACAUUGAAUUAUCAAAACUAGUGUACUUUCUUAGAAGCGACUUGCCCAAACUGAACAAACCAGAAGACAAAGCCAGUGUACCUAUGUAUGUGUUGGAUAGAGAAAAGAGAAGACAGAUGUGGAUGAAGAAUAUCUAUUGA